AGUGCAUAGACAGCAGAUAGAGCUUUGAUGCAUAAGCGGUUAAAGACUUGAACAUUUAGCGUUCUGCAUAGUUUUAGUGGAUCCAAACAUCUUGUUGUCAAUGCAGUGUUCUUUUUUCGUUCUGUAGUAUAUUUUCUGUCUUUAGCUGAGGACUAUUUGCACGGAAGAUGCGACACAAAAGAUUUUCUGCGCUAUUUCUUAUCAUCUGCUUUGUUGCCAUAAUUGUCACAAUGCCUCUUGUUCGAGGAGAUCUGAGCUAUUCUUUUCCGGAGGAGAUGAAACGUGGAUCUGUUAUUGGAAAUAUUGCCAAAGACCUCGGACUUAAUCUUGGAACAUUUUCUUCUCGAAAGGCUCGUGUAGAUAUCGAAGGGGCUCGUAAACGUUUCUGUGACGUUAAUAAGAACACCGGGGAUUUAAUCACGUCGGGCAGAAUUGACAGAGAAAACCUUUGCGGUAAGAAACCCUUCUGUGUAGUGACGAUCGACCUGGUGUUAGAAAAUCCUCUAGAGCUUCAUCGCGUCAGUCUUCAUGUACUAGAUGUAAAUGAUAACUCGCCAAAAUUUAGUGAAAAUUUUAUUGAAAUGGAAAUUCACGAGUCGGCCGAGAAGGGUAGCCGCUUUUCUAUUGGAGUCGCCCAUGAUGCAGAUAUAGGUCAAAACGAUGUACAGAGAUACAUCCUCGAAACUAACGAAAAAUUUAUUCUUGCUGUUGAAAACAAUAAAGUUGAAUUGGCUCUGGAGAACAAGCUUGAUCGAGAGAAACAAAAGGAAAUAAGUUUGCUUCUAACAGCUAUAGAUGGCGGAUCUCCACAGAAAUCAGGUACUGUAGUCAUACAUGUUACAGUGCUGGAUGCUAAUGAUAACGCCCCUGUGUUUUCUCAGGCCGUUUAUAAAGCAAGUGUGCCUGAAAACUCGCCGCCCGAAACUCUAAUAAUUACUGUAAAUGCUACUGAUGCUGAUGAAGGUGUGAACGGAGAUGUAACUUAUAAGAUUGGACACAUAUCUGAGGAUGAAGUCAGUUUAUUUUCUAUUGAUCCAAAAACGGGGCAAAUUAAAUUAACAGGCGUGAUUGACUAUGAAGAAAAUAAUUCUUUUGAAAUGAGCGUUGAAGCAAAAGAUGGAUUAAGACUAACGUCAUAUGCGAAAGUGUUAAUAGAUGUUAUAGAUUCGAAUGAUAAUUCACCAGCCAUUUAUCUAAAAUGGCUGUCCAACCUCAUACCUGAGAACGUGUCACCUGGUACAGAGGUGGGAGUCAUUAACGUUCAUGACAGAGAUUCCGAGAAUAAUGGACAGGUCCGCUGCUCCAUCCAGCAAAACGUCCCUUUUAAAUUAGUGCCUUCUAUUAAAAACUAUUAUUCUUUAGUGACCACAGGGCAAUUGGACCGUGAACUAGUAUCUAAUUACAACAUUACAAUCACUGCCACUGAUGAGGGCUCUCCACCUCUGUCUUCCUCUAAAACUAUUCAGUUGUCUGUAGCUGACAUCAAUGACAACCCACCUGUGUUUGAGGAACAGUCCUACAGCGCAUAUGUGAGUGAAAAUAACAAACCUGGAUCCUCUUUAUGUACUGUUUCUGCUAGAGAUCCUGACUGGAGACAAAACGGUACAGUGAUUUAUUCUCUGUUACCUGGUGAGGUGAACGGUGCCUCUGUGUCCUCCUAUCUAUCUGUUAAUGGAGACACCGGAGUGAUCCACGCUGUGAGGUCAUUUGAUUAUGAACAGUUCAGGAGUUUCAAGGUCCAAGUGAUGGCCAGAGACAAUGGUUCUCCUCCUCUCAGCAGCAAUGUGACUGUCAGUGUGUUCAUAUCUGAUGUGAAUGACAACUCUCCUCAGAUUUUGUAUCCCGCCCCAGAGGGCAGCUCCUUCAUGACUGAGUUAGUCCCUAAAGCUGCACAUGGAGGGUCUCUGGUGUCCAAAGUGAUUGCGGUGGAUGCAGACUCUGGACAGAACGCCUGGCUGUCCUAUCACAUAGUCAAAGCCACAGAUCCUGGACUUUUCAAUAUUGAUCUACACAGUGGAGAGAUCAGGACAAAGCGGGACAUUUCAGAAUCUGACAGCAUGAAACAGACCCUGAUUGUUGCAGUGAAAGAUAAUGGACAGCCCUCUCUGUCUGCCACCUGCUCAGUUUAUUUACUUAUUUCUGAUAACUUGGCUGAAGUGCCAGAACUGAAAGACAUUUCUUAUGAUGAGAAGAACUCCAAGCUGACUUCUUAUCUGAUCAUCGCGCUGGUUUCUGUGUCCACUUUCUUUCUGACCUUCAUCAUCAUCAUCCUUGGUGUGAGGUUUUGUCGCAGGAGAAAGCCCAGACUGUUGUUUGAUGGAGCAGUAGCCAUCCCAGGAGCUUAUCUUCCUCCUAAUUACUCAGAUGUUGACGGCACAGGAACUUUACGCAGCACCUACAAUUAUGAUGCCUACCUGACCACAGGAUCUAGAACCAGUGACUUUAAGUUUGUAUCAUCCUACAAUGACAACACGCUGCCUUCUGACCAGACUCUGAAGAAAAGUCCAACGGAAUUUUCAGAUGUAUUCGGAUUAAAUGAUUCCUCUCCUCAGGUAGGAAUCCAUUCUGCUGUCUUUGAGAUUGUGGUUUAAGAGCAACCUGAUAUUGAUCAAUAUUUCUUUGUUUCUUCCAAUAU
Molecule: messenger RNA, 2635 nt
Organism: Poecilia latipinna (sailfin molly)
Lineage: Eukaryota; Metazoa; Chordata; Actinopteri; Cyprinodontiformes; Poeciliidae
Product: protocadherin gamma-A12-like
Exons: 2
Coding region: 168-2591 (807 amino acids)
Biological process (GO): homophilic cell-cell adhesion
Cellular component (GO): plasma membrane
Molecular function (GO): calcium ion binding
Source: RefSeq, a predicted model, not a curated record